CCUUUCCUCUCAUACUAAACAGAUUAGUAGGCUACGUCACUAACGGCUGCGGCUCGCGCGUCGCCAUAGCUACUGCGCAUGCGUACAGUUUUAUCCGUACUGCAUGCGUUAGUGUUCAGCAUGCGGUGUGUUCCGUGUGUGCUACACCUAGCCUACUGUUCAGGCUUCCUAUUCAGUACGGUAGUAUGCGGAAAUGGAGGAAGGGAGGGGAUGAAGGAAAAAAAGGGGAGGGAGUUUCGCGCAUGCGCAAUGUGUCUCCAUCCCUCCGCAUCGCUCCCCCCCCUUUUUUUUCUCUUUUCUGCAGCAUCAGUACCGAGGACGCACAAGCACACUGUGAAAAAAAGGACAAAACGGGGGGAAAAGAUCAUUCCUUUUUUUAAAAAAGAAAACAACAACAACACUCAAGCCCUUCUUUAAGGAAAGAAAGAAAGCAGGACAUUUGUAAAGAGAAAGGAGGAGUCCGGGGGGGAAAAGCGUCGGACGCGUCAAGAAGAGCUGGAAAAGCCGCUUUCUUUCCAUUCUUUUUCUUUUUUUGGUAGCCAGCGCACCACGGCGGGGGAACGAUGAAGGACCGCACACAGGAACUGCGGAGUGCUAAGGACAGCGAUGAUGAUGAGGAAGUUGUUCACAUCGACCGAGGAAACUUUAUGGAUGAGUUCUUCGAGCAGGUGGAGGAGAUUCGUGGCUGCAUUGAGAAGCUGUCGGAGGACGUGGAGCAGGUGAAGAAACAGCACAGCGCCAUACUGGCCGCUCCCAAUCCUGAUGAGAAAACCAAGCAGGAGUUGGAGGAUCUCACAGCUGACAUUAAGAAGACAGCCAAUAAAGUACGCUUAAAAUUAAAAGCAAUCGAGCAGAGCAUUGAACAGGAGGAGGUGAUGAACAGAUCAUCGGCAGACCUGCGAAUCCGCAAGACACAGCAUUCCACCCUGUCACGCAAGUUUGUGGAGGUGAUGACCGAGUACAACACGACGCAGUCCAAAUACAGAGACCGCUGCAAAGACCGCAUUCAGAGACAGCUGGAGAUCACUGGAAGAACAACCACCAAUGAAGAGCUGGAGGACAUGCUGGAGAGCGGGAAACUCGCCGUCUUCACCGAUGAUAUUAAGAUGGACUCCCAGAUGACCAAGCAGGCCCUGAACGAGAUCGAAACUCGUCACACAGAGAUCAUCAAACUGGAGAACAGCAUCCGCGAGCUGCACGACAUGUUUGUGGACAUGGCCAUGCUGGUGGAGAGCCAGGGGGAGAUGAUUGACAGAAUCGAGUAUAACGUGGAACAUUCGGUGGAUUACGUAGAGCGAGCUGUAUCCGACACCAAGAAGGCUGUUAAAUACCAGAGUCAGGCACGCAAGAAAAAGAUCAUGAUCAUCAUCUGCUGCGUAAUCUUGGGUGUGGUCUUGGCGUCCACUAUCGGAGGAACUCUGGGCUUCUAGACUCACCGA
Messenger RNA from Ictalurus furcatus (blue catfish), 1439 nucleotides. It is a transcript of the gene stx1b, whose product is annotated as syntaxin 1B. The record is from RefSeq and is a predicted model, not a curated record. Gene Ontology annotation, cellular component: endomembrane system; SNARE complex; plasma membrane. NCBI's taxonomy places the organism in Eukaryota, Metazoa, Chordata, Actinopteri, Siluriformes, Ictaluridae. Gene Ontology annotation, biological process: exocytic insertion of neurotransmitter receptor to postsynaptic membrane; vesicle fusion; intracellular protein transport. The transcript has 10 exons. The coding region runs from base 564 to 1430 and encodes 288 amino acids. Gene Ontology annotation, molecular function: SNAP receptor activity; SNARE binding.